Messenger RNA from Gossypium arboreum, 5194 nucleotides. Its product is annotated as DNA (cytosine-5)-methyltransferase 1-like. The record is from RefSeq and is a predicted model, not a curated record. Gene Ontology annotation, cellular component: nucleus. Gene Ontology annotation, molecular function: DNA (cytosine-5-)-methyltransferase activity; chromatin binding. NCBI's taxonomy places the organism in Eukaryota, Viridiplantae, Streptophyta, Magnoliopsida, Malvales, Malvaceae. Bases 326 to 5083 code for a protein of 1585 amino acids. The transcript has 12 exons.
UACAAGUGGACAGCAUUGUCAUAGUUUAGGGCGGAAAACGGGAAAGAACUUUACGAUUUUUUUUGUGUGUUUUUGGCGUUUGGGGAAAAAACUUGUAAAAAAGUUAAAAAUGGUAGAAAAUUUUCAUUUUUGGAGGAAUGGCGCCAACAUUUUUUUCCAAAACCAGUGUUCCCGCCUUUCUUUGCUUUUCCCCUUCAUUUAUUUAUAAUGUUCAAUGUUUCUUCCCUUUCUAUUCAUCUUCACUAAACACUGUUCUCACUGAACGAAGCCAAACAUCAAAGAAACAGUGAGUUUAGAGCUAAGGUUUCCUUCUCUUCUCCAAGUCAUGGGAUCUGUCGCUCUUUUGGAUUCUAAUUCCCCUUCAGGAAUGAAGAAGAAUAAGAAAGGCAAGAAUAAAUCUGCUAAAUCCUCCACCAAGAAAGAGAUGGAAACUGAUAAAAAAGCACAGAAGCGUAAUAGUGCUCAGGAAAAUGGGGAGCCAGUCCCUUCAAAAAGGCCAAAGAGAGCUGCUGCCUGCACUGAUUUUAAGGAGAAAGCAGUUUGCAUAUCCGAAAAGGAUUCAGUUGUUGAGUCAAAGAAGGAUAUGGUAGUAGAAGAUGAAAUUCUAGCUGUAGGGCUGACUUGUGAAAAAGAUGAUGGUCGGCCUAAUAGGAGGCUAACUGAUUUUGUAUUGCAUAAUUCAGAAGGUCUUCCACAACCCCUUGAGAUGUUGGAAGUCAAUGACAUGUUCAUAACUGGUUUGAUAUUGCCGCUUGAAGAAAAUUCUGACAAGGAAAAAGUAAAGGAGAAGAGUGUUAGAUGUGAAGGAUUUGGACGUGUUGAGUCUUGGGGCAUCUCUGGUUAUGAAGAUGGUUGUCCAGUGAUAUGGCUUUCAACUGAUGUAGCUGAUUACUCCUGCUGUAAGCCAAGUGGCAGCUAUAAAAAAUAUUAUGAACAUUUCUUUGAAAAAGCUCGAGCUUGUGUAGAGGUUUAUAAAAAACUUUCAAAGCCAUCUGGUGGAAAUCCUGACUUAAGUCUUGAUGAAUUGCUUGCUGGUGUUGUUCGGUCCAUGAGUGGAAGCAAGAGCUUCUCUCGUGGGGCAUCGAUUAGGGAUUUUGUUAUUUCCCAGGGAGAAUUUAUUUAUAAUCAACUGAUUGGUUUGGAUGCAACUUCGAGGGUAAAUGACCAGGUAUUUGCUGGAUUGCCUGUUCUUACUGCCCUCAAAGAUGAGAGCAGGAAGCGUGAAAAUAUAGGGCUAGACAUGGCACUGUUUUCUGGUGGUGCUCUGACUAUUGGUAAAAAAGGAGAGGGGGAAAGCAAAUUGGAUGAGACAUAUUCAUCUACUCUUACAGCUGAGGAAGAUGAGGAUGCAAAGUUGGCAAAACUGUUGCAAGAGGAAGAAUACUGGAAAUCUAUGAAACAGAAGAGGAACCAAGGCUCAGCCUCUAUGUCAAACAAAUUCUAUAUCAAAAUCAAUGAAGAUGAGAUUGCAAAUGAUUAUCCUCUUCCAGCAUACUACAAGAAUUCUAAUGAAGAAACUGAUGAACUUGUAGUUUUUGAAAGUGACUUUGAUGUGUGUGAUCCUGAGGAUCUCCCUCGAAGCAUGCUCCACAACUGGUCAUUUUACAAUUCAGACUCAAGGCUGAUUUCCUUGGAGCUGCUUCCUAUGAAACCAUGUGCUGACAUUGAUGUUACCAUUUUUGGUUCUGGGGUUAUGACUGCUGAUGAUGGAAUUGGAUUCUGUCUUGACAAUGACCUUAGUCAGUCUACUUCAGGUUCUUCGAGUGUACUGAAUGCUGAUGGAAUUCCAAUUUUUUUGAGUGCUAUUAAGGAAUGGAUGAUUGAAUUUGGAUCAUCAAUGAUAUUCAUCUCAAUCAGGACAGAUAUGGCCUGGUAUAGACUUGGCAAACCAUCAAAGCAAUAUCUUCCUUGGUAUGAACCAGUACUCAAAACAGCAAGGGUUGCGAUAAGCAUUAUUACAUUGUUGAAGGAGCAAACACGAGUAUCACGCCUCUCUUUCAAUGAUGUAAUUAAGAGGGUGUCUGAGCUCAAGAAGGAUAAUCGCGCUUUUAUAUCUUCUGAUCCAGCAGCUGUUGAGAGAUAUAUUGUUGUGCAUGGACAGAUAAUACUACAACUCUUUGCAGAGUUUCCUGAUGAAAAGAUUAAAAAGUGUGCAUUUGUGGUUGGCCUUGCGAAUAAAAUGGAAGAGAGACACCAUACAAAAUGGUUAGUCAAGAAGAAGAAAGUUGUACACAAGAAUGAACCAAAUUUAAAUCCUCGAGCAGCAAUGAUGCCUAUAGCUUCUAUAAGAAAGGCUAUGCAGGCGACCACAACGAGGCUAAUCAAUAGGAUUUGGGGGGAUUACUAUUCAAACUACUCUCCAGAAGAUUCAAAGGAGGAAACCAAUUGCGAGGUGAAAGAUGAAGAUGAAAAUGAGGAACAAGAAGAAAAUGAAGAUGAUGAUGGUGAUGCUAAUGCUGAAGCUGAAGCUGAAGCUAAUUCUGAAGCUGAAGCUGAAGCUGAUGCUGAAGCUGAAGCUGAAGCUGAUGCUAAUGCUAAUGCUGAAGAUAAACCAAUUCCAAUGGAGACUCAGAAGUCUCCUUCAGUAUCAAAGCAACCAAGACAGUGUUCUACUGAGGAAGUAAGCUGGGAUGGAGAGCCUGUAAGCAAAACAAGCACUGAUAAGCCUCUUUAUAAACGAGCCAUUGUACAUGGAGAAGUAGUUGUGGUCGGAAGUGCUGUUUCUGUUGAAGUUGAUUUGUAUGAACUUCCUGCAAUCUAUUUUGUGGAGUACAUGUUUGAAACUUCAAAGGGAAGAAAAAUGUUUCAUGGACGAAUGAUGCAGAGAGGAUCUGAAACUGUACUUGGCAAUGCAGCUAAUGAGAGAGAGGUGUUCCUAACAAAUAACUGUGGAGAUUUUGAAUUGGAGGAUGUGAAACAGACUGUAGUGGUAGAUAUUCGAUUAAGACCUUGGGGAUAUCAGCAUCGGAAAGAUAAUGCCAACAUGGACAAACUUGAUAGAGCAGAAGCAGAGGAGAGGAAGAGAAAAGGACUUCCAAUGGAGUAUUAUUGUAAAAGCUUGUAUUGGCCUGAGAGGGGUGCCUUCUUUACGCUCCCCAUUGAUACUUUGGGUUUGGGUUCUGGUUGCUGCCAUUCUUGCCAAGUUAAGGAUGCUGGGAGGGCCAAAGAAGUGUUCAAAGUGAAUUCGUCAAAUACAGGCUUUGUAUACAAGGGAACUGAGUACUUUAUCCAUGAUUAUGUCUAUGUAAGUCCACAUCAAUUUACAGUAGAAAGGGCUGAUACUGAAAACUUUAAAGCUGGGAGGAAUAUAGGCUUGAAGCCUUAUGUUGUGUGCCAAGUGCUAGAGAUUAUUGUCCCAAAGGGGCAGAAAAAAGUUUGUGAAGAGUCCACCCAAGUUAAAGUCAGGAGAUUUUUCCGACCAGAGGACAUUUCAGCUGAAAAGGCUUACAGUUCUGAUAUAAGAGAGGUCUAUUAUAGUGAAGAAACAGACAUUUUGUUUGCUGAGGCAAUAGAAGGCAAAUGUGAAGUCAGAAAGAAGAAUGACGUUCCAGCAUGCAAUUCUCCAGUAAUAUUUCAUCAUGUCUUCUUUUGCGAUCGCAUAUAUGACCCUUCCAAUGGAUCUCUCAAGCAGUUACCAGCUCAAAUAAAACUGAGGUACUCAACUGGAAUUGUGGAUAAUGAAAUUGCAUACCAGAAGAAAAAGGGAAAGGGUAAACAGGAAGAAAGUGAAUUACAAGUUGAGAAACAGCAUGAAGCAUCUCAGGAGAUCCGCUUGGCUACGUUAGACAUAUUUGCAGGUUGUGGUGGUCUGUCAGAGGGGUUGCACCAAUCUGGUGUAUCAUUAACUAAAUGGGCAAUUGAAUAUGAAGAGCCUGCUGGAGAUGCAUUCAAACUCAAUCAUCCUGAGUCUUUGGUCUUCAUUAAAAACUGCAAUGUCAUUCUUAGGGCUAUUAUGGAGAAGUGUGGGGAUGUAGAUGACUGCAUCUCCACUUCUGAGGCAGCUGAAUUAGCGGCAUCACUUGAUGAGAAAGAGAUUAAUGAUUUGCCAUUACCGGGGCAAGUAGAUUUCAUCAAUGGAGGCCCUCCAUGCCAGGGUUUCUCUGGAAUGAAUAGAUUUAACCAUAGUACAUGGAGUAAAGUACAAUGUGAGAUGAUUUUAGCUUUCUUAUCAUUUGCUGAUUACUUCCGGCCAAGGUAUUUCCUCUUAGAGAACGUGAGGAACUUUGUGUCUUUCAAUAAGGGGCAGACAUUUAAGUUAACUCUGGCUUCACUUCUUGAAAUGGGUUAUCAGGUGAGGUUUGGUAUUUUGGAAGCUGGAGCCUAUGGAGUUUCUCAGUCAAGAAAACGAGCAUUCAUAUGGGCAGCCUCCCCUGAAGAGACUCUUCCUGAAUGGCCAGAGCCAAUGCAUGUCUUUGCUGUUCCAGAGUUGAAAGUUACAUUAUCACAUAAUUUGCAGUAUGCAGCUGUGAGGAGUACUGCAAGUGGAGCCCCUUUCCGUGCAAUUACUGUGCGAGAUACAAUUGGUGAUCUACCAGCUGUAGGAAAUGGGGCCUCGAAGACAAAUUUGGAGUAUCAAAGUGAAGCUGUCUCGUGGUUUCAGAAGAAAAUUCGAGGAAACAUAGCUGUCCUUACUGAUCAUAUAUCAAAGGAAAUGAAUGAGCUUAACCUGAUUCGGUGUCAAAAGAUUCCAAAGCGACCAGGUGCAGAUUGGCAUGAUCUUCCAGAUGAGAAGGUUAAACUCUCUACUGGACAAUUGGUAGAUUUAAUACCCUGGUGUCUGCCAAAUACAGCCAAAAGGCACAAUCAAUGGAAAGGGCUAUUUGGAAGGUUGGAUUGGGAAGGGAACUUCCCAACUUCCAUCACUGACCCUCAACCUAUGGGUAAGGUUGGAAUGUGCUUUCAUCCAGAACAGGACAGGAUUCUGACAGUUCGGGAAUGUGCUCGGUCUCAAGGUUUCCCAGACGGCUACAAGUUUGCUGGUAACAUUCAACACAAGCAUCGGCAGAUAGGAAAUGCGGUUCCACCUCCAUUGGCAUUUGCAUUGGGAAGGAAACUAAAGGAAGCAUUAGACAGUAAAAAGUGAAUGUAAUUUGCAAUUUUAGUUGAUGGGAUUUUGGUAGACUCCUCCAUUUUACCUUAGACAAAAGGCCCUUGAUUCAUUUAUAAAAAAUUGUUGUCUGGCUUUUUUUAAAAA